AGAAUCAAAUGACUACGAGCAAUUGUAUACACUGGAUGUAGUUGGAAUUGAAGGUAGAGGGGAGAACGACCAACUGGACGUUCAUCAUGAAUUUAAAGAAAACAUUACUCGGGCUGAUGACGGUAGAUAUCAAGUCAAAGUACCAUCGAUUCCAGGACAUUCUUUACCAAAUAGCAAUCUAGAACCAAGUGGAAAGCGAUUAGCUAACGUAUGCAAAAGGAUCGAGCGAGAUGGGAAGUUAAAGGAUGAUUAUGAUGAAAUUAUCGAGAAGCAAUUAGAAUCGGGUAUCAUUGAAGGUGCACCAGUGAAACCGAAUGGUGAACGAGUAGAUCAUAUACCCCACAAACAUGUCGUCAGAGAGGAGGCGAAUAAAGCCAAAGAAAGCGCAGAGAUUCCCGAGAAUUUUAGAAAUUUUGGACUGGUCGGUGAUAGUUCGGAAAAUCCAUGGGGUUUGAACGAUGGAAAAGAAAGAGGAGACAUCAAUGAGGAAACUGAGGAACACGAAAAUACACCAGAACGGUUGAGAAAACUGAAGGCAGUAACUGCGGAAGAAACAAAGGAAGGACAAGGUGAUGAAGACGAAAAUGCUUCCGAUAAUUCUGACCAAGAUGAAACAUUUGAAUUGAUGGAUGAUGAAGGGAGCAGAGAGAAAAGAAAGAAAUUGAAAGGAGAUAAUGUUGACAACAUCAUCAGGGAAGAACGCAUAAAAAAGAAAAGGAAAAUCAAAGGAAAGAAGAAAGUUCUUUCGAAAGGACAUACUGAGGAAGUAAAUAAUGUUGAGAGGAAAAGAGAAGAAAACGAAGUAGAGAACCUUGAGGAAAAUGACAUAAAAACGAAAGGGAAAGUGAAAAGUAAUGUUGUUUCACAGGGAAACACUAAAGAAACUAGUAGUGUUGAAAAUACAAGUGAACGUAAGAAAAAGAAAAGAAAAAUUACAGACGAAAGUAGAAUGAAAGAAAAGUUGGAGAAAAGCAAGAAAGCAAA
Paramuricea clavata is the source of this 984-nucleotide messenger RNA. Lineage: Eukaryota; Metazoa; Cnidaria; Anthozoa; Malacalcyonacea; Plexauridae. The record is from the annotation of a GenBank genome assembly.